CCACAGUUUUCCACAUUGCAUUGUUUUUUUGUUCUGUGUAGGCAGACAAGAAGAAGGAUAUUCGACUGGAAGCAUGGUUACAUAAUCAGAGGGAGCUCUGAAUGUGAUUCACGUAUUUUAAGCAGGAUAUCUGGAUGCUACACAUAACAUUAACAAUCAUGAUGUUAACCUCACUAAGCAAAGCAAUAUUGCUCAGCUUUGUUAUAAAUUGUUUUGAUAUGUUUGACUUUGGGCAUGCAAGACCAAUACAAAAAGUCCCAAACUUGAUUCUUAUUUCUGUGGAUGGGAUGCGCUUUGAUUAUCUACAAAGCAUCCGUAAUGAUCAGCUCCCAAGUUUUGCAUAUUUUAAAAAUCAUGGCUCAUCUGUGAAGUACGUCAGAAAUGUUUUUCCAUCAGUUACAUAUCCAAACCACAUGUCAAUUAUCAGCGGUUUAUAUCCUGAAAGCCAUGGAGUAGUUCAUAAUGUUUUUGCAGAUGAAUUUCUAAAUGAUACAUUCCAUUACGAUUAUUUUUUCCAAAACUUUGAUUCCCGCUGGUUUGACAAUGGUGAAGACGUGAUCUAUGUGACAAACAAGAAAGGUAGUGGUACCAGAGAUACUGGAUCAGCUUUGUGGCCCACUGGAUUGACAAUAAUCAAAGGGAUCCAACCAAGAACCAUAGGAAGAGCAUUCUCUGGAAAUAUGUCCUUGUCUUACAGACAAAGAGUAGACUACAUAAUAGAUUGGUUUACAGACGAAAAAAGACCUGUCAAUCUUGGUUUGUUAUAUUUUGAUGAGCCAGAUGAAGCUGGACAUAAAUUUGGAGCAGAGAGUCCAGAGAUCACAAAAGCAAUCAAGAGAGUUGAUGCAGCACUUGGGUAUUUGAUAAAGAGACUAAAUGAGACCGACUUAUUAAGGAGUACUAAUAUUAUUCUGACUGCGGAUCAUGGGAUGAUUUCAACUGAAAAAGGAUUAGUUAAUAUUGAUACCUGCAUUGACAGCAAAUGGUACACCUCAAACCGUGACCAUGAUACUGUGCUUUUUAUAUAUCCAAAAGAAGGAUUUCAUGCUAAGAUUUUGGAUGGUCUACAGAGAUGCAGUAAUAUCUAUGUAUACACAAAAGAAAGUGAACAGUUGAAAAAUAUGCAUCUUCAAAAUAAUUACAGAGUACCCCCUAUAGUACUGGAAGCCAAAGCUGGAUAUUAUAUUGUUACAAAUCGAACCCCUAAAGAUUACAAUCCAAAGGGUGGUCAUGGAUAUGAUCCUGAGAAAGUUCAAGAAAUGCGGCCAUUCUUUAUGGCAUCAGGUCCUUCAUUCAAAUCCAACUUUACACAUAUCAAUCCUAUUCAUAUUGUUGAUAUUUAUCCCUUGAUGUGUGAAAUACUGAAGCUGAAACCAGCGCCCAACAACGGGUCACUGCAUGAAAUCAGGGAACUUCUGAUCUCGCCUCCAGCGGAGCAACCCGCCAAUUUUAAAGAGAAACUGUUUGAAACAACAGGAAUAACAUUUUUUGUGAUCAUUGUUCUUUCCACUUUGGUGGGGGGCAUCUACUGCAUCGGAGCCAUUCGCCAGAGUCGCAUCACCGCUAGAAAGAGGAGAGUUUUUGGAAGAGUGACCUCCUCUCUUCGGGAUUUUCCAGCGGCCAAAGCAUUGCUACAAUCUGAUGAAGAUGAAGGCAGCGAUGAUUUAUAAAACAACAUAAAGAGGAAGGUAGCGAUGAUUUAUAAAACAACAUAAAGAGGAAGGUAGUGAUGAUUUAUAAGAUGAAA
Messenger RNA from Saccostrea cuccullata (small rock oyster), 1747 nucleotides. Its product is annotated as ectonucleotide pyrophosphatase/phosphodiesterase family member 5-like. The transcript is spliced from 4 exons. The record is from RefSeq and is a predicted model, not a curated record. The coding region runs from base 135 to 1670 and encodes 511 amino acids. Lineage: Eukaryota; Metazoa; Mollusca; Bivalvia; Ostreida; Ostreidae.